This is a messenger RNA of Trichoplax adhaerens, 1722 nucleotides long. RefSeq lists its product as uncharacterized. The transcript has 13 exons. The record is from RefSeq and is a predicted model, not a curated record. NCBI's taxonomy places the organism in Eukaryota, Metazoa, Placozoa, Uniplacotomia, Trichoplacea, Trichoplacidae. The coding region runs from base 1 to 1722 and encodes 573 amino acids. Gene Ontology annotation, molecular function: zinc ion binding.
AUGAUUGCACAAAGAGGAGAUCGGUUUUGUCCAGAUAAAAGUAUAGACCAUAAAUUAAACAAACUUGGUGACACUGAUUCAAGCAUGAUUGCAAACAAUUCAUCUCAUGAUAAUCUCCCAGCUUCAACAAGUGGUAACUCACUUGCAGAUGAUAUACGAGUAUACAAUACUAAAGGGCAAGAAUUAGAAUUAGCGUAUCUUGAAUCUCAGGAUGAUGAUGGCAGUAACGAUAACGAUGAUGGACUGAUUAUUGAUGUUGGAGGUGCUGAAGAUGAGAAAUUUCAUUUAGACAAUGAAAAUCAAACGAAAUCAAUACAGAAUUAUGAUCAUGGAAGUGAUGUUGGGAUUAAACGGGACUAUGAACAACUUCUCGGGAAUUGUAAUGAGUGUUCGUUAUCUUUACUGGGAGCAUGUUACGAUAAGAUGGAAGAAAAAGACAAGCACUAUGACGUUGACAUUGAAGGCCGAUUCUUUUAUGAAUCUGAUCACUUAGCGUUGAAAAAUAACGAAGACUACCAAUUAUUACUUCGUACACUUGCUAUUUUAGAAUCUCAAAGGGCGCAGGCAUGUCAGGAUAUUUGCGAAUUAAUUAAAAUUAGAAAAGAUGCUCUCAAUGAUCCCGUUGCGUUCGUGAAGAAAUUACAAAUGGAUAAAGACCUUGGUAUGCCGCGGUUGCAAGCUGUAUUGCAAAUUCCUACUAUUAAGUGGGACGAAUAUACGAAGGCUUUAUCGACUCUAAGUCAAAGCGAGAACGAUAGAUUACUUAAGCGCCAUUCAGCUCGAUCCACACCGCUAAAAGAUCACAAUCUGCAACCGUUGAUCGAUGCUAGUCAACCAGAGUUGUCUUCGAAUGCCUAUAAAGAGUUGUCAUCUUCUGAUUCGUCGCUUCUCCCGAGAUAUAUGUAUCCUAUAGCUGGUGCGAUCGUGAGGGGGCGAAUUUAUGAUGAAACGAAACCCUCUUCUUUUAAUCAGUUAUGGUCUCCAGAGGAACAAUUAAGACUAGAGAAACUUCUUGAAGUAUUUCCAAGUGAAGAAAUUGAAUCUAGACGAUGGGAAAAAAUUGCAAAUGCUCUCGGAAAUAGAACACCAAAACAGGUUGCAAGUCGAGUUCAAAAAUACUUUAUUAGAUUAGCUAAGCUUGGCUUACCCAUACCUGGGCGAGUACCGAAUAUGCCAUUUUAUAAGAAGGGGACAAAAAAAUUAACCGAUAAUCCGGCUAAUUACCAACCUUUCUGUCGACCAUCUGUUUAUAUGGCGGAAAAUGAUAAAGACAUUAGUUGCAGCGCAGAUUCUAAGCGUUCAUUAUCCACAAGUGAAACUGUAUCUGAUGAUGAAGAAAUCGACUUUACCCUGAAAAAUAGUGACGAGUACAAACAAUUAAUCAGGUUAAAGAAAAUUAAGAAGAUGCAAACUACUGUUAGAAAAGUACAACAUCAUGGAUAUCAGUGUGAUCGCUGUGGGAUGGAGCCCAUUUUAGGACCUAGGUUUCACUGUAAAGAUUGUCCAGCUGACGAUUCCGUUGACUUUUGUAAAGACUGUGUUAUUAGUCCUAUGGAAAUCAGAUUGCAUAAACUAAAUCAUGAAUUGCAAGUGUUCAAUCGCCCGUUCUAUGUUGACGACGAUUAUAUUGGAUAUACUGGAGGAAGUGGACAUGUUGAACAAUCAACCGGAUACACUACAGGCUAUAGUUACUUAGAUCCAAAUUAUAUACCAAAUGAUUAG